This is a messenger RNA of Vitis riparia (riverbank grape), 1853 nucleotides long. Its product is annotated as pectinesterase-like. The coding region runs from base 33 to 1637 and encodes 534 amino acids. Gene Ontology annotation, molecular function: pectinesterase activity; pectinesterase inhibitor activity. The transcript has 2 exons. Lineage: Eukaryota; Viridiplantae; Streptophyta; Magnoliopsida; Vitales; Vitaceae. The record is from RefSeq and is a predicted model, not a curated record. Gene Ontology annotation, biological process: cell wall modification.
CAGCGUACGGUUGCUAGCAAACUUGGGUCCUCAUGGCUAGACUCUUAUUGCAUUUUUUGAGUGCUUAUUUUGUGGUAUUAUACGUGAGGGUGGUGGAUGGUGCUCCAAUUUCAUCAUGCAGUCAGACCCCAUAUCCUGAAGUAUGCAAUUAUUUCAUUGGCAAUUACAAGCCCACUGCAGGGGUUGAUGAAAUUCAGUUCCCAUUUCGCGACAGGGUCCUUAGAGUCACAAUGAACCAAGCCAAGCAACUCCACCUGCUGGUUUCAGCUAUGGACUUGAGCUCGUCGGAUGAGCGAACCAAGUUGGCUUGGGCUGAUUGUUUGGAGCUUUAUGAGAACACCAUGGACCUGGUGAAUCGUUCCAUCAACUCUAUCAGUCCAGCGGUCAUGUUUGACUCUCAAACAUGGUUAAGUGCUGCAAUUGCCAAUCAGCAAACUUGUCUAGAUGGAUUUAUUGAUUUCAAUCCAUCUUCUGAUCAGUUUCAAUCCUUCCCAUCUAUGUCAAUCUCAACCAGUAACUUCUCAAAGUUGCUUAGCAAUUCGCUGGCAAUAAACAAGGCAGCAGUUUCCGCAACAAGUAUGCUAUCUAACAAUCAGGCUGGUGGCCGACGCUUGCUUUCUAAUGGCUUCCCAACAUGGGUUUCAGCUGCUGAUAGAAAGCUUCUCCAGUCAUCUGGGGCAGCUUCAAGGGCUGAUAUUGUGGUAGCCCAUGACGGGUCCGGUAAUUACAAAACCAUUUCUGAGGCUGUUGCGGCGUCGGUUAAGCUAAGAAGUGGGACUAAGAGAUUUGUUAUAUACGUGAAAGCGGGUGUUUAUAGAGAAAAUGUGGAAAUCAAGAGGAAAAUGCAAAAUAUCAUGAUAAUCGGAGAUGGGAAAGAUGCUACCAUUGUCACAGGCAAUAAGAAUGUUCAAGAUGGCUCCACAACUUUCCGUUCUGCCACUUUCGCUGUUUCGGGUCAUGGCUUCAUUGCUCGAGAUAUGACAUUUGAAAACACGGCUGGACCUCAGAAACACCAAGCAGUUGCACUUCGCUCAAGUUCGGAUGGUUCGGUUUUCUAUGGUUGUAGCUUUAAAGGCUACCAAGACACCUUAUAUGUGCACACACAACGCCAAUUCUACCGCAACUGCGAUGUAUAUGGAACUGUGGACUUCAUCUUUGGAGAUGCAGUUGCGGUUCUCCAGAACUGCAACAUCUACGUGAGGAGACCCAUGAGCAACCAAGCAAACGUCAUCACCGCUCAGGGAAGAUCCGAUCAAAAUGAAAAUACUGGGAUUUCAAUCCAUAAUUCGCGGGUCAUGGCAGCUCCGGACUUGAGACCUGUUCAGAGUCGGUUUAAGACGUAUCUCGGGCGGCCAUGGCGUAAGUACUCAAGGACAGUUUUCAUGAAGACUUCUCUAGACGGCUUGAUCGAUCCUGCAGGGUGGAGUCCAUGGAAAGGAGACUUUGGUCUGACAACUCUGUAUUAUGGUGAGUAUAUGAACACAGGAAGCGGUGCAAGUACUCGUGGCAGGGUGAAGUGGCGAGGAUAUCAUGUUAUUACUAGCGCAGCGGAGGCCGAAAAAUUUACAGUUGGCAGAUUCUUGGUCGGAGAUUCAUGGAUUCCGACCACUGGAGUUCCCUAUGCUUCUGGGUUAUGAUAUGUAGUUUUCCUGCCUAAAUUCAAGUGAAGAUGGUAAUGAUAUUGUCAUAUAGUUUGUGUUAAGCUUUGUCGCGGUAUCACACAUGGAUUCUAAUAAUAGGCUGAUGUUUGUUCGGUCUCCAUGUGAACUAAGGUUUUGGAAAACUUUAUUGAAUAAAUUAAGGUGUGAAGUGUACAUAAUCAUAUCGUUUAUAAAAGUAGUAGAAAAUUUGUA